Bufo gargarizans (Asiatic toad) is the source of this 3061-nucleotide messenger RNA. It is a transcript of the gene OSBPL9, whose product is annotated as oxysterol binding protein like 9. Bases 40 to 2253 code for a protein of 737 amino acids. Lineage: Eukaryota; Metazoa; Chordata; Amphibia; Anura; Bufonidae. The record is from RefSeq and is a predicted model, not a curated record. The transcript has 24 exons. Gene Ontology annotation, cellular component: intracellular membrane-bounded organelle; membrane; cytosol. Gene Ontology annotation, molecular function: sterol binding.
GCACGCCCAGACGUCUGUUGUUAUUUCCGCGAUCCCAAGAUGGCGUCUAUCAUGGAGGGUCCGCUGAGUAAAUGGACGAACGUGAUGAAAGGCUGGCAGUAUCGCUGGUUCGUGCUGGACUACAACGCCGGCCUCCUCUCUUACUAUACAUCAAAAGACAAAAUGAUGAGAGGAUCCCGGCGUGGCUGUGUGCGUCUCAGGGGGGCCGUGAUUGGCAUCGACGACGAGGACGACAGCACCUUUACUAUAACGGUCGAUCAGAAAACCUUUCAUUUUCAGGCCCGAGAUGCUGAUGAAAGGGAAAAGUGGAUUCAUGCAUUAGAGGAAACCAUCCUGCGUCACACUCUACAACUGCAGGGUGUGGAUUCUGGAUUCGUUCCGAGCGUUCAGGACUUUGAUAAGAAGCUUGCCGAGUCGGACGCUUAUCUUCAGAUCUUAAUAGAUCAGAUAAAGGUAUUUGAUGACAAAAUCCAAAACUGCAAGGAUGAUGAACAGAGGAAGAAAAUUGAAAAUCUCAAGGAUACCACAUGUAGCAUGGUAGAAUCCAUUAAACACUGCAUCGUGUUGCUGCAGAUUGCAAAGGACCAAACUAACGAGGACAAGCACGCAGAUGGACUUAUAAGCACCAUAAAUCCUGUGGAUUCUAUUUAUCAACCAAGUCUAUUGGAGCCUGCAGCCGUUCUCGCUAUGCCAACUCAAACCGUUCCAAUGCCAGAAGCUGUCCAGGUUGGUAAAGGAGAGCAGCGCCCAUCUUCAUUGGCAGUUGGGUCAGUAGUGAGUCCCAUUGGCAAUCAUCAGACUCCAACACCCAACAGCACAGGGAGCGGACAAUCUGUUCCCAGCAGUAGUCUGACGUCCCCCAGCCACGUCAACCUGUCUCCUAAUACAGUGCCGGAUUUCUCGUACUCAAGCAGUGAGGAUGAAUUCUACGAUGCCGAUGAAUUCUACCAGAGCACUUCCUCCCCAAAGCGCUGCAUGGACUCAUCAGAGUCUGCAGCUGCCCUAACACACAGCAGCACGGGCACCAGUCUGAAGAGGCCGGACACCGCAGAAUCCCUCAAUUCCUCCAUGUCGAAUGGGACCAAUGAUGCAGAACAGUUUGAAACUCAGGAGGACCGUGAUGAUGAUGGAGAAGGAGAAUCGGUGGAGGAGCACAAGAGUGUUAUCAUGCACCUUCUGUCCCAGGUCCGCUUGGGCAUGGACCUCACGAAGGUUGUACUCCCCACCUUUAUCUUGGAGAGAAGAUCCCUGCUGGAGAUGUAUGCCGAUUUCUUUGCACAUCCAGAUCUGUUUGUAAGUAUUGGUGACCACAAAGAUCCCAAAGACAGGAUGGUUCAGGUGGUCAGGUGGUACCUGUCAGCGUUCCACGCCGGCAGGAAAGGCUCUGUCGCAAAGAAGCCUUAUAACCCCAUCCUAGGAGAAGUCUUCCAGUGUCACUGGGAUCUACCGGGGCAGGAAAACGAGGACUCUGAACAGGUUUCUGAAGGACCGAUUCCUUGGGCUUCCAAAAAUAAUGUGACUUUCCUCGCCGAGCAGGUCUCGCACCAUCCGCCAAUUUCAGCCUUUUAUGCCGAAUGUUAUAACAAGAGGAUACAGUUCAAUGCCCACAUAUGGACAAAGUCCAAAUUCUUGGGAAUGUCCAUUGGAGUCCAUAAUAUAGGGCAAGGUUGUGUGUCCUGUUUAGACUAUGAUGAACACUACAUCCUAACUUUUCCCAAUGGUUAUGGAAGGUCCAUACUGACUGUGCCUUGGGUGGAGCUUGGAGGAGAAUGCAACAUUAAUUGCUCCAAAACCGGAUACAGUGCCAUCAUCACGUUCCAUACCAAACCCUUCUACGGUGGCAAGAAGCACAGAGUAACAGCAGAAAUCUACCCUCCUAAUGACAAGAAAUCGUUUUGUUCAGUGGAAGGAGAGUGGAACGGCGUCAUGUAUACGAAAUAUGCAAAUGGGGAGAAUGAAGUUUUUAUAGAUACCAAGAAAAUGCCUAUAGUUAAGAAAAAGGUUCGGAAGUUGGAAGAUCAACUAGAAUAUGAAUCUAGAAGGUUAUGGAAAGAUGUGACACUUAACUUGAAAAUCAGAGACAUUGAUGCAGCUACAGAGGCAAAGCACCGCCUGGAAGAGAUACAGCGGGCAGAAGCAAGGGAGCGCAAAGAGAAGGAAUCGCAGUGGGAGACUAGGCUGUUUCACGAAGAUGGAGAGUGCUGGGUCUACGAUGAACCAUUACUGAAGAGACGGCCUUCCCUCAGGCACUAAGUGGCUUACAGAACCAUUGUAGCAGAACCUCCUUCUCGAGAAACAAAGUGUCAUCUGAAGCCCAGAAAGGAAGGUGUUCUAUCACAUUUCAAGUUGAAGAUCUUCCCUGUGGUGCGGAGAGCCCCCUUACACUGCAGCGGUUCCUUACUCAGGGAUACUGGACUUCUACAGAGUGACAAUUCAGGCAGGGCAUGGUGACCCGCCAGCAAUGUGUUCAUGUCCACCAUUCACACUAUAAGAAAAUAAAGAACAGAAUCCCCCAUCUUCCUUUAAAUGUACAUGUGCCCUGUAAGCAGUGAAGACAGUUAUUCCAGGAGCUGGAAAAUGAUUGAUGACAGUGCAGCCCAUCACCUCAUUCAUGUCCGCACUUCUGGGUGGGAUAUGGGUGUAGCCCACAGAAUGGCUGCCGUCACUGUAAGAAGGCCACAAGUGCACUUUAAUGUAAAGAACCCGCCUGGACAACCAUGUAAAAUGCAUUGUAAAAAAAAAUUUGCCCAGACGUUCGCUGAUGAUUACAGGACCUGAUUACUAUUCUAUAUCAAAAUGUGUUUUCCAUCUCCUCUCGUGUAUAUAAUAAGAAUCUGGCAUUUUCAUAUACAUCACAUUUAAUUCAAGAAAUUAUACUUUACGUUCAGCAUCUAUCUGCCCCGAUGUAUAAAACCGCCCUCCACAUUUACUUCUUUAUUUUUUUUCAUUCCCAAAACUGGUCUUGCCUUUGUAUUUAUUUAUUUCCUAAUAAAAUGUUAGAGCAAAUUAUUUUAUUAGAUCUGCAUUUAUGAUUUGCAAUUAAAUUCUAAUCUUCAGAAAA